Messenger RNA from Rhinichthys klamathensis goyatoka, 1290 nucleotides. RefSeq names its product caspase 3, apoptosis-related cysteine peptidase b (gene casp3b). Gene Ontology annotation, biological process: neuron differentiation; keratinocyte differentiation; erythrocyte differentiation. Gene Ontology annotation, cellular component: cytoplasm. The record is from RefSeq and is a predicted model, not a curated record. The transcript has 7 exons. The coding region runs from base 118 to 966 and encodes 282 amino acids. Lineage: Eukaryota; Metazoa; Chordata; Actinopteri; Cypriniformes; Leuciscidae.
CUGCGCGCUCCCUCCCUGCAAAAGAAACCACAACUUCCUCAUUAAUAAAACUACGUUACCUGUAUUUCAGUUUCUAUUUCAGAAGGAAAUUAAAGUAUCUGACAACACACCUUGACCAUGUCGGACGGAAAACCCAGUGGUGAAGACACUGUGGAUGCCAGAAAAGAGAAAGGACAAGGGACUCCGUUUCUCACCGAUGCCGGAGUCGAUUACACAGAUGCCAAACCACAUUCUGAUGCUUUCCAGUACAACAUGAACUACGGCAGUCUGGGACAAUGCGUGAUCAUCAACAACAAGAACUUCCACAGAAAAACGUCGAUGGGAGUUCGUAACGGGACAGACGAGGAUGCAAAGAGUGUGAUGGCGACCUUCUCAAAGCUAGGCUUCAAAGUCAGUAUUGCAAAUGAUCAAACUGUCUCGGAGAUGAAGAAUUUGUUAACUAAAGUGUCUCGGGAGGAUCACAGUAAGUCGGCCAUGUUUGUGUGUGUGUUGUUGAGUCAUGGAGACGAUGGGAUGAUUUAUGGCACGGAUGGUGCUAUACCAAUGAAGACACUGUUUGAGCUCUUCAGAGGAGAUCGCUGCACUUCACUGGUGGGGAAACCCAAGCUCUUCUUCAUUCAGGCUUGUCGAGGCACAGGUCUGGACCCUGGCGUUGAAUCGGAUGGCGAAAGUGAAAUGGAAACGAAGAGAAUUCCUGUGGAGGCCGACUUUCUGUACGCGUACUCCACAGCACCAGGGUAUUACGCCUGGAGGAACGUCAUUCAGGGUUCCUGGUUCAUCUCUUCGCUCUGUGAGAUGCUGUUAAAAUACGGCAAGCAACUGGAGAUCAUGCAGAUCAUGACGCGUGUCAACCACAAGGUGGCGUUCGACUUCGAAUCCUACAGUAAUAUGCCAGGGUUCGGUGGCAAGAAACAGAUCCCUUGCAUUGUAUCUAUGCUGACCAAAGACCUCUACUUCCCUAAAUAAUUCAUCUUUAUUUUACAGAUUAAGUUGCAAUGGGAUAAGAACACUUUUAUUGUAUGUACAAUCAAAACAAAGUUUACUCAGACACCAUCAACAUUUCUCACAUUAUCACAGUUUAUUCGCUAUAGUUUAGAAAAUGGUAAUUAAAUAUGACGAGAACUCAGUUGAUAUUUGACUGGUUUUGUCCGUCCUUCUGUUAGACUCUCACACAUGAAUUAUGUUGAAUAUCUGUCAGCUGUUAAAUUUAACUACACAAUUAGAUAAUACCAGUUUAGCUCAACCAGUGACCAAGCAAUGCUUCAUGUUGUUCAGUGUGUGUGUGUGUGU